AAAACCAAAAGCCUCUCUCCAGGAACGAACUCCUCGCGCCGCGACCGCGACAACCGACCAACCCGACGCCGCCACGGCCACGGCGAGCCCCCUCCGCCGCCUCCGCCUCCGCCUCCGCCUCGCCGCCUGCCUCCGCGCGCCCCCGCCCUGCGACGCCGCCGCCGACCCGCCCGCGCUCCUCCGCCGCAGGCGCCCCUGGAAGCUGCCGUCGCGACCCGGCCCCGCGGCCGACGGCCCGAUGAUGGACGCGCCGCCACCACCGCGGACGACGACGCCGACCACCACGCCCCCGGCGUCGCCGCGGCCCCAGACGCAGCCGCAGGCCCAGGCCUCCGCGGCCGUGCCCUCCAGGCGCUACGGCGUGCAUUUCUCCGCCUCCAGCUUCAUCCAGGCGCCGCUCUCGGCGCUGCUCGAGUACUCGGGCGUCCUCCGCGCCGACCCCGGCCCGCACCACCCGCCCGCCGGGGGCGGCGAGGUGUCGAUCCGGAUCGUGGGGCCGGCGGCCACCGACGGGGCCGUCGUGCAGGAGGAGGGGGACGCCGCGGGAGGGGCGCAACCCUCCGCGCCGGCGGCCGCGGCCGGCGCCGACUCCUCCUCCUCAUACCAGAGGUACGACAUACAGCAGGUGGCCAGGUGGGUGGAGCAGAUACUGCCAUUCACGCUGCUGCUGCUCGUCGUCUUCAUCAGACAGCACCUGCAAGGUUUCUUUGUCACCAUCUGGAUUGCUGCCGUGAUGUUCAAGUCCAAUGACAUCCUGCGCAAGCAGACUGCUCUAAAGGGGGAGAGAAAAAUGUUAAUUCUUGUUGGGAUUACAAUAUUAUUUGUCGUUCAUGUAUCUGGAGUGUACUGGUGUUACAAGAAUGGUGAUCUUAUCAGACCUCUGGUCAUGCUUCCUCCAAAAGAUAUACCACCAUUUUGGCAUGCAAUAUUUGUAAUCCUAGUGAAUGAUACAAUGGUGCGCCAAACUGCUAUGAUUGUGAAGUGCAUACUGCUAAUGUACUACAGGAACACCAAGGGCCGUAGCUAUCGUAGGCAGGGUCAAAUGUUAACACUUGUGGAAUACUUUCUACUUCUGUACCGUGCCUUAUUGCCUGCUCCUGUAUGGUAUCGCUUUUUCCUGAACAAGGAGUAUGGGAGCCUAUUUUCCUCGCUAACCACUGGACUAUAUCUUACGUUCAAGUUGACAUCUGUUGUGGAAAAGAUUCAAUCAUUUUUUACAUCACUGAGAGCAUUGUCCCAUAAAGACUUUCAUUAUGGCUCAUAUGCAACGAGUGAGCAGGUUGCUGCUGCUGGAGAUAUGUGUGCUAUAUGCCAAGAGAAGAUGCACGUCCCCAUUCUUUUGCGCUGUAAACAUGUCUUCUGUGAAGAUUGUGUCUCUGAAUGGUUUGAGAGGGAGCGCACCUGCCCACUGUGCAGGGCACUGGUGAAGCCAGCAGACCUCCGGUCAUUCGGCGACGGUUCGACAAGCCUCUUUUUCCAGCUUUUCUAGGCCGCAAACAGCCAGCAGGGAACCUCGCUUGCUUUGCGCUGUGCAGAUAAGAAAGCAGAUGUUAUAGGUGUGAGUGUGUGCGUUGUGUUUGUCCGUGUUUCGCGAGCAGAGCGGCCCGGUGAGGUGCUGAACGGAUCCCAACGCCCCCUUCCCAGCUGAAGGUGGAGGGUGCAUGAGUGUGUUUGUUCCCAUGUGUGCAUAUUAUCCCCUGUAUAGGCUAUAAGAAAUCUUACCCUACUACGAUUUACAUAAAUAGAAAUGAGUAUAUAUAGACCA
Molecule: messenger RNA, 1765 nt
Organism: Triticum urartu
Lineage: Eukaryota; Viridiplantae; Streptophyta; Magnoliopsida; Poales; Poaceae
Biological process (GO): positive regulation of ERAD pathway
Molecular function (GO): ubiquitin protein ligase activity
Source: RefSeq, a predicted model, not a curated record